AUGCCUCGGGUCUAUCCUCCUUUGGAAGGACGACAGCCGAGCGUCGCCCUCUCACCCUCCCUAGUCGAGUCCGCCGCUGGCUUUACCGCCGGCGUUGUCUCGACCUUGGCUGUCCACCCAUUCGAUGUAGUGAAGACAAGACUGCAAAUAGAACAAAAUGAACGCACAAGACCGGGUGGCAGCAUCCGCAGCGGUGCUAUGGUGCGGGCUUUUUACAGAGGUCUCAUGCCAAACAUGAUCGGAAAUAGUGUCAGUUGGGCACUCUACUUUAUGUGGUAUGGAAACAUCAAGGAUCUUGUGCGCGCAGCUCGCGUAAGCAGUCAAGGAAGUCAGAAUGCGCAGCUGAAGAGCUCGGACUAUUUUAUUGCGUCUGGAGUUGCUGGGAUCUUGACAGCGGUCUUCACAAAUCCGAUAUGGGUCAUCAAGACUCGCAUGCUAUCGACCGCCCGCAAUGCACCUGGUGCAUACAAGUCGAUUUUGGAAGGCACUACAUCUCUAUACCGAUCAGAAGGAGUUCGCGGAUUCUAUCGCGGUCUCUUGCCAUCUCUCUUCGGUGUUUCUCAUGGCGCCAUUCAAUUCAUGGCCUAUGAACAGCUCAAGAAUCGAUGGGCACUGCACCGCACAGGUGGAAAGGAAGGUCUUACCAAUCUCGACUACCUCCAACUCAGUGCCGUCAGCAAAAUGUUCGCAGGCAGCAUCACGUACCCUUAUCAAGUGGUUAGGGCCCGCUUGCAGACGUACGAUGCUCCACAGAGGUACAAAGGUGCGUGGGACGUGGUCGGAAAAGUGUUCAGAAACGAAGGCAUCGCUGGAUUUUACAAAGGAUUGGCACCAAACAUAGUACGUGUGCUGCCAAGCACCUGCGUAACAUUCUUGGUGUAUGAGAAUAUGAAGUACUAUUUGCCUCGAUUCUGGGCCGGCGAAGGGCCAGUCGACGCUUAG
Molecule: messenger RNA, 942 nt
Organism: Pseudocercospora fijiensis CIRAD86
Lineage: Eukaryota; Fungi; Ascomycota; Dothideomycetes; Mycosphaerellales; Mycosphaerellaceae
Exons: 2
Coding region: 1-942 (313 amino acids)
Biological process (GO): folate import into mitochondrion; nucleotide transport
Cellular component (GO): mitochondrion
Molecular function (GO): FAD transmembrane transporter activity; folic acid transmembrane transporter activity
Source: RefSeq, a predicted model, not a curated record